Messenger RNA from Poeciliopsis prolifica (blackstripe livebearer), 774 nucleotides. It is a transcript of the gene psmg4, whose product is annotated as proteasome (prosome, macropain) assembly chaperone 4. The record is from RefSeq and is a predicted model, not a curated record. The transcript is spliced from 3 exons. Lineage: Eukaryota; Metazoa; Chordata; Actinopteri; Cyprinodontiformes; Poeciliidae. Bases 84 to 458 code for a protein of 124 amino acids. Gene Ontology annotation, biological process: proteasome assembly.
UUCCCCGCCGUAACCAGGAAGUGACUCCUGUUGUUUCACACGGCUCAUCGUUUUCCAAUGUUAGCGUUACGAAGUGCGUCAAAAUGACUGAAAUGCUGAACGGUUCGGACUUCGGAGGAAUUUCAGUGCAUAAUUUCUCCGAGAAGAUUCUGGAGCAGGUCGUCCACUUCCACGUGAUGAAGUUGAACGGAGGUUUUUUCCUUUGGGUCGGUUCGGCUCCGGCUCUAUCCAACCUAGCGGUUUCAAUGAGCAGCAAAUAUGACUCGAUGCCGUUAUCAACAUUGGUGUUGGGAGAUCCGUCUAAUACUGCAGCAAACUCUUUGGCACAGAGGCUAGCAAAGAGGACCAAAAAGCAAGUUUUUGUGAGUUACAGUCUUCCGAUGACAGACUCCAGCCUGAGUUUGUUGGUGGAAAACCGGAUCAAAAAGGAGCUGGAGCUUCACCCUGAGAACUUUUAGAAGCACACCACCCCUUUAAGACAUUUACUUUCCUUACAUCAACACCUGCUUAUUCUUCUCAUUGUCCUGCAACCAAACUCAAAAAAACAGAACAGACACACAAGUAAUCACAUCCACUGUUCUUUUAUUGACAUAAUAAAUUAAGUGGUUUAUUAUCAAAACAUGUAGGCCUAUGGCUUUUUAUACAAAUGCAUCUUAUUAAAAAAAUAACACUUAGAAAACAGCAUUAGAGACUGAGUUUUUUUUUGUUUGUUUGUUUUGUUUUUCAUUGCUUUACCUGUUAAACAUACAAACCAGUAAACCCAUACAACACUAA